Molecule: messenger RNA, 687 nt
Organism: Pyricularia pennisetigena
Lineage: Eukaryota; Fungi; Ascomycota; Sordariomycetes; Magnaporthales; Pyriculariaceae
Exons: 2
Source: RefSeq, a predicted model, not a curated record
AUGGCCGUCCCAAGUAUACACCAAACCAUGCAUAGCCAAGUACACGAAGCGAGCGACGCUUCGCACGAGAUCCCGACAAUCGACAUCAGCGGGUUCCGCGCCUCUCCAGAGACCGCACAGGAGCGGAUAGACACGCAAAGUGUCGUCGACAGGGUCCGCAGCGCCUGCCUCACCACCGGCUUCUUCUGCCUGACGGGCCACGGCAUCCCGCGGGAGCUCCAGGAGAGGGUUCUGGACGGGGCCAAGAAGUUCUUUGACAUGUCGCUGGAGGAGAAGCUUAAGCUGGUACACCCGACGCAGAAGAACCGGGGCUACGAGGUGCUUGGUGGACAGACUCUGCAGAGGGGGACCAAGCCUGAUUUGAAAGAGGGAUUCUACAUAGGCAAGCACCUCGAUGGGGACGACCCGCGUGUGCGUCGACACCCGCGCCUCAUGGGGCCCAACAUCUUUCCGAGCGGUGAGCUGGACGACGACGAGUUCAAGAACCCGUUGGAGGCCUACUACGAGGCCAUUCUGGCCUUGUCACUGACCGUGUUCAAAAUCCUGGCCAAGGGUCUCCCGUACGGCGACGACGUGUUUGACCGCUUCGUGUCCGAUGAUCCCGUCUGCAUCCUGAGGUUGCUACACUAUCCCCCACAGACGUCCCAAGAUCCAAGGCAGCUGGGCGCAGGGGCUCACACAGACUUU